Messenger RNA from Cucurbita pepo subsp. pepo (vegetable marrow), 1647 nucleotides. RefSeq lists its product as uncharacterized. The record is from RefSeq and is a predicted model, not a curated record. Lineage: Eukaryota; Viridiplantae; Streptophyta; Magnoliopsida; Cucurbitales; Cucurbitaceae.
GGUCCAAAACACUAAAGAACCCCCGCGGGUACCGAAGAAUUCUCUCCCCUUCUCUCUCAAUUUGAACUUUUGCGCGGACGAAUAAGUGCGAGGAAUCUCGUUCGGAUUCUGUGCAAAUUCCGGCAGAGGUAAAGGAGAAAAUAAUGGCAGAAUUGAUGGAAGCUACUCCGUCUGUGUCUCCAAGCGUCGAUGUCCAAGCAGUUCGCAGUUGCAUAAGCGAGAUAGAAGAGUUGCAGAGAUCUUUGGAGGAAGAUGAAGCUUAUACGACGGAUUCAUUAGGUUCUGAGAAGUUACUGAAGGAGUGUUCUCUCCUUCUCGAGAGCAGACUACAGCAGACUCUGUCAGAAUGGUCUAACGUAGAUAGUUUCUUGGGGAUUGAUGAUUUAGACGCAUAUGUUGAACGUAUGAAAGAGGAACUUAUCGCGGUGGAAGCUGAAAGCAGCAAAAUCUCCAGUGAGAUCGAGGUUCUUAAGAGAACCAGUAUAGAAGAUUCGAAUAAAUUGAGGAUGGAUCUUGAAGUAUUAAAAUUGUCGUUAGAUCGUUGUGCAUCACAGGACCCAGAGAAGGCAACAUUUAAUUGCUACUCUGUGAAUGGUGAAGAUCAAAUGGACAUGAUAGUUGAGCGUGAAUGCAAUGCCUUUGAGGUAUUGGAACUUGAUAGCCAGAUUGAGAAGAACGAAAGAACUCUAAAAUCUCUGCAGGAACUAGAUGAGAUAUUUAAAAGUUUGGAUGUUAUCGAACAGGUCGAGGACACAAUUGGUGGUCUGAAGGUCAUUGAUGUCACUGAUAAUUUCGUUAGAGUAUCAUUACAUUCACAUAUUCCAAACUUGGAAGAGUUUUCAAGCUUACAGAGACUUGAAGGUAUGAUUGAGCCAUCCGAAUUGGAUCAUGAGUUGCUGAUAGAAGUUUUGGAGGGGACAAUGGAGUUAACGAAUGCUGAGAUCUUUCCCGGUGAUGUCCAUUUGCAUGAUAUCAUCAACGCUUCAAAGUCCUUCAGCAAUUCUUCAUUGGAAUGGUUUGUGAGAAAAGUACAAGAUAGGAUUGUUUUAUGUGCUCUUAGGCGAUUUGUUGUAAAAAGUGCAAACAAAUCGAGUCAUUCCUUCGAGUAUUUAGAUCAAGACGAAACGAUAAUAUGUACUAUGAUUGGAGGAAUUGAUGCAGUCAUUAAGGUGUCUCAAGGUUGGCCAUUGUCGGAUUCUCCUUUGAAACUCAUAUCUCUCAAGAGCUCAGACCAUUAUAUAAAAGGAGUUUCUUUAAGCCUCAUUUGCAAGGUGGAGAAAAUGGCAAAUUCCUUGGACGUUGGUCUUCGACACAAUCUAUCAAGCUUUGCAGAUGCUGUUGAAAAGAUAAUGAAGGAGCAAAUGCACUUAGAACUCCAAUUUGACAGUGCUUUAUGAUGAUCUUAUUGGAUAUUUCAAAUUUACAAUCACGCCAAUUGAACACAACGAGAUCCUAUAUCAGGUAUGCAAACUGAACAUCUAUCUACUAAUACAAGUGCCCAGUAACUGAUCAUUUUUCAUGCUGAAAAUUUUCGCUGGACUGCUCAUUGCUAUAAUAUAUAUAUUCCUUUUGUUUGUAUAGAUUAAAGACUUUGUUGCUCUGUUGAUAACAUCAUCAUUAUUAUUAUUGAUAAUUAGAUUCUUUGUA